Trematosphaeria pertusa is the source of this 712-nucleotide messenger RNA. RefSeq lists its product as uncharacterized. Lineage: Eukaryota; Fungi; Ascomycota; Dothideomycetes; Pleosporales; Trematosphaeriaceae. The record is from RefSeq and is a predicted model, not a curated record. The transcript is spliced from 3 exons. The coding region runs from base 63 to 656 and encodes 197 amino acids.
CAAACUUCUUCAAUGACAUUAUUUUUCUCAGUAUCUCCAAGUAUUCCUGUGCUCGCUCUUCCAUGCCUCCACGAAAGUUCACCCUUCCGUUCUUCUCUCCUCGGACAAAGAGCAAGCCCUCCGAACAUCCUAAUACCACCCCAUCAGCCAUUCACACGCCGCAGCAUGCAAAGCCUCAACCUCAGCAAGCGCAUCCACAGCAACAAUCACUCUUCUUCUCCAAACUCCCACCGGAACUCCGCAUCGAAGUAUACCAGCUCCUCAUCCCCCGCUCCAAAUGCAUCUCCGUCGAAACCAGGCAGGCCAUGCUCAGACACAUGCCAUUGGACCCUGAAUGCACCAACGAAGAGGAACGCAAACCGUGGACGCGAGACCCGCGCCGGAUCGUGGAAGAACACGACACGGAGUGGCAUCGCAGACCGCGGAUGACGCAGUGGGAUUACGGCUGGACGAGGGGCGAUGUGCAGGAACUAGACGUGUUUCUAGCGUGCCGGCGGAUAUACCACGAGGUAGCGGAGUUAUUGUAUUCCUCCCGGACGUUCUGCAUCGGGUCACCUAUUACGCUCGUAAAGCUUCAACAUCUCUACCUUCCGCCGGUUCCGCAAUAUCCUCAUGCAGAUGCCGAACCUGCGGGAGUUACGCAUCGUUCUUCCUAGCGAAUGCUGGCGCGGAUGCUUCAUGGAUCUUAAGGAGGGAGAAUCGGACACACUGC